GAUCCAACGGCAGCAGAAGAAGCAGAUACAAUGUCGCUCAUACCAAGCUGGUUCGGCGGUCGUCGCAGCGACGUCUUUGACCCUUUCUCUCUCGACCUCUGGGACCCCUUCAAGGACUUCCCUUUCCCUUCCUCGUCCCUCUCCGCCUCUACUUUCCCUCAAGCUCUCCGGGAGAAUACCACUUUCGUGAACACGAGGAUCGACUGGAAGGAGACCCCGCAAGCCCACGUGUUCGAGGCGGAUCUCCCUGGGUUCAAGAAAGAGGAGGUGAAAGUCGAGAUCGAAGACAAUCGGGUGCUCCAGAUAAGCGGCGAGAGGAACGUGGAGAAGGAGGACAAGAAUGACACAUGGCACCGGGUGGAGAGAAGCAGCGGGAAGUUCAUGAGGAGGUUCAGGUUGCCUGAGAAUGCGAAGAUGGAUCAGGUCAAGGCCUCGAUGGAGAACGGAGUGCUCACCGUCACUGUGCCCAAGAUGGAGGAGAAGAAGCCUGAGGUCAAGGCCAUUGACAUCUCUGGUUGAAUUCAGCUUCUUGUGGUUGCCGGAAUGAAAGGUUUUCUGUCCGAUAAUGUUCGGCUUUCUUGUGAACAAGAAUAACUUUGGAUCUUUUUUCUUUCGUUAAUGUGUCAUGCAAGAAAUUGUAGGUUUUUGUGCGACUGUGUAAUCAAUGUGUCGUCUCUGUUUUUGAUGUUAUAUUCUAUUUUGGUCGGGCCACAGUGUGGCGCUUGAAUAUGAAUAAUCUUCGAUGAGUUUUGCAGUAUUUGCUCUCUGGUUUGCCUGAUCUGUAGUAGACUGAGCUAUUACACAUGGUACCGGAGCAGUACAAAAAGGGCCUUUGGCCUUUCUCCGGGGGCUAUCUGA
Messenger RNA from Syzygium oleosum, 858 nucleotides. Its product is annotated as 18.1 kDa class I heat shock protein-like. Gene Ontology annotation, biological process: response to hydrogen peroxide; response to heat; protein folding. The record is from RefSeq and is a predicted model, not a curated record. Lineage: Eukaryota; Viridiplantae; Streptophyta; Magnoliopsida; Myrtales; Myrtaceae. The transcript has a single exon. Bases 31 to 519 code for a protein of 162 amino acids.